This is a messenger RNA of Salarias fasciatus (jewelled blenny), 673 nucleotides long. RefSeq names its product zinc finger protein 436-like. The transcript is spliced from 2 exons. Bases 56 to 673 code for a protein of 205 amino acids. The record is from RefSeq and is a predicted model, not a curated record. Gene Ontology annotation, biological process: regulation of transcription by RNA polymerase II. Gene Ontology annotation, molecular function: RNA polymerase II cis-regulatory region sequence-specific DNA binding; DNA-binding transcription factor activity, RNA polymerase II-specific. Lineage: Eukaryota; Metazoa; Chordata; Actinopteri; Blenniiformes; Blenniidae.
AGUUUGUAAAAUCUGUGGUGAAAGUUACAACCGAGAGAAUGAUUUGUUGGUCCAUAUGAGAACUCACACAGGUGAGAAGCCGUAUUCUUGUGAAACAUGUGGGAAAUGUUUCAGUCGUCGGAGUGAUUGGUUGCGCCACAUGAGAACUCACACAGGUGAGAAGCCGUAUUCUUGUGAGAUGUGUGGGAAAAGUUUCAGUGACCAGUCUUGUUUCAGAAUACACAUGAGAAGUCACACAGGUGAGAAGCCGUACUCUUGUGAAACAUGUGGGAAAUUAUUCAGUCAUCACAGUUAUAAAGUGGUCCAUAUGAGAACUCACACAGGUGAGAAGCCGUACUGCUGUGGAACAUGUGGAAAAAAAUUUUCCAGUCCAAGUCUUUUGAUUCGUCACACUAAGACUCACACAGGCGAGAAGCCGUACUCUUGUGAAAUAUGUGGGAAAUUUUUCAGUCAUCACAGUUAUAAAGUGGUCCAUAUGAAAACUCACACAGGUGAGAAGCCGUAUUCCUGUGGAACAUGUGAGAAAAGUUUCAGCAGACAGAGUCACUUGUUGGUCCACAUGAGAACUCACACAGGUGAGAAGCCGUACUCUUGUGAAAAAUGUGGAAAGUGUUUCAGUAUUCAGAGUAAUAUGCUGGUCCACAUGAGAAUUCACACUGGUGAGAAGCCAUAG